GCCGCUCCUUUCUUCAACCCACGCUUCCGACCGACAACCACUAACCGACCUCUCCAACAGCCGUCGCCGACAAAAUGGGUGCUACCGUUCCUACCAACGACCAGAUCCUGGUCCCCGAGACCCUUCUCAAGAAGCGCAAGUCUCAGGAGAAGGCCCGUGCUGAGCGCGCCGACGCCGUUGAGAAGAAGAAGGCUGCCAACAAGGAGAAGCGUCAGGUUAUCUUCAAGCGUGCUGAGAAGUACGUCCAGGAGUACCGCGAUGCUGAGCGUGAGAAGAUCCGUCUUCACCGCGUCGCCAAGUCCGAGGACUCUGCUUUCGUCCCUGCUGAGGCUAAGCUGAUCUUCGUCGUCCGCAUCAAGGGUAUCAACAAAAUGCCCCCCAAGCCCCGCAAGAUCCUUCAGCUUCUCCGUCUCCUCCAGAUCAACAACGGUGUCUUCGUCAAGGUCACCAAGGCCAUCACUGAGAUGCUCAAGGUUGUCGAGCCCUGGAUCGCCUACGGUUACCCCAACCUGAAGACCGUCAAGGAGCUCGUCUACAAGCGCGGUUACGGAAAGGUCAACAAGCAGCGUGUUGCCCUCACCGACAACGCCAUCGUUGAGGAGAACCUCGGCAAGUACGGCAUUGUCUGUGUUGAGGAUCUCAUCCACGAGAUCUACACCGUCGGCCCCAACUUCAAGCAGGCCUCCAACUUCCUCUGGCCCUUCAAGCUCUCCAACCCCACUGGUGGCUUCCGCCCCCGCAAGUUCAAGCACUUCAUCGAGGGUGGUGACCUUGGCAACCGCGAGGAGGCUAUCAACGCUCUCGUCCGCCAGAUGAACUAAGCGUUGGUUUCUAAAAAAAAAAGGCUUUUCAGGGAUCGGUCGUUAGGACCUAACGGAUUCAAAAAAGAUUUGCAUUUGACUGCUCGGCGUUCUUAUCAUGACAGGGAUAUGGCAAUUGAUACCGUGAUUAAUGACACCCGAGUUUUCAAAAUAUUCUAUCUGUGAUAUCCUGUGAUGUGAAAUAAUCAUGAAAAGUUUUCUCACGUGCCGUUCGUAUUCUUGCCAUACAUGGGAGG
Fusarium redolens is the source of this 1057-nucleotide messenger RNA. RefSeq names its product ribosomal protein L30, ferredoxin-like fold domain-containing protein. The coding region runs from base 75 to 821 and encodes 248 amino acids. The record is from RefSeq and is a predicted model, not a curated record. NCBI's taxonomy places the organism in Eukaryota, Fungi, Ascomycota, Sordariomycetes, Hypocreales, Nectriaceae. Gene Ontology annotation, molecular function: structural constituent of ribosome; RNA binding. Gene Ontology annotation, cellular component: cytosolic large ribosomal subunit. Gene Ontology annotation, biological process: maturation of LSU-rRNA from tricistronic rRNA transcript (SSU-rRNA, 5.8S rRNA, LSU-rRNA). The transcript has 3 exons.